Closterium sp. Yama58-4 is the source of this 4428-nucleotide messenger RNA. Lineage: Eukaryota; Viridiplantae; Streptophyta; Zygnematophyceae; Desmidiales; Closteriaceae. The record is from the annotation of a GenBank genome assembly.
AUGGUGAUUGCACAUACUGACAUGGUGAUUGCACAUGCUGACAUGGUGAUUGCACAUACUGACAUGGUGAUUGCACAUACUGACAUGGUGAUUGCACAUGCUGACAUGGUGAUUGCACAUGCUGACAUGGUGAUUGCACAUGCUGACAUGGUGAUUGCACAUGCUGACAUGGUGAUUGCACAUGCUGACAUGGUGAUUGCACAUGCUGACAUGGUGAUUGCACAUGCUGACAUGGUGAUUGCACAUGCUGACAUGGUGAUUGCACAUGCUGACAUGGUGAUUGCACAUGCUGACAUGGUGAUUGCACAUGCUGACAUGGUGAUUGCACAUACUGACAUGGUGAUUGCACAUACUGACAUGGUGAUUGCACAUACUGACAUGGUGAUUGCACAUACUGACAUGGUGAUUGCACAUACUGACAUGGUGAUUGCACAUACUGACAUGGUGAUUGCACAUGCUGACAUGGUGAUUGCACAUGCUGACAUGGUGAUUGCACAUGCUGACAUGGUGAUUGCACAUGCUGACAUGGUGAUUGCACAUGCUGACAUGGUGAUUGCACAUACGGACAUGGUGAUUGCACAUACUGACAUGGUGAUUGCACAUACUGACAUGGUGAUUGCACAUACUGACAUGGUGAUUGCACAUACUGACAUGGUGAUUGCACAUGCUGACAUGGUGAUUGCACAUGCUGACAUGGUGAUUGCACAUGCUGACAUGGUGAUUGCACAUGCUGACAUGGUGAUUGCACAUGCUGACAUGGUGAUUGCACAUACUGACAUGGUGAUUGCACAUACUGACAUGGUGAUUGCACAUACUGACAUGGUGAUUGCACAUGCUGACAUGGUGAUUGCACAUGCUGACAUGGUGAUUGCACAUAUUGACAUGGUGAUUGCACAUGCUGACAUGGUGAUUGCACAUGCUGACAUGGUGAUUGCACAUGCUGACAUGGUGAUUGCACAUGCUGACAUGGUGAUUGCACAUGCUGACAUGGUGAUUGCACAUGCUGACAUGGUGAUUGCACAUACUGACAUGGUGAUUGCACAUACUGACAUGGUGAUUGCACAUACUGACAUGGUGAUUGCACAUACUGACAUGGUGAUUGCACAUGCUGACAUGGUGAUUGCACAUGCUGACAUGGUGAUUGCACAUGCUGACAUGGUGAUUGCACAUACUGACAUGGUGAUUGCACAUACUGACAUGGUGAUUGCACAUACUGACAUGGUGAUUGCACAUACUGACAUGGUGAUUGCACAUACUGACAUGGUGAUUGCACAUACUGACAUGGUGAUUGCACAUGCUGACAUGGUGAUUGCACAUGCUGACAUGGUGAUUGCACAUACUGACAUGGUGAUUGCACAUGCUGACAUGGUGAUUGCACAUGCUGACAUGGUGAUUGCACAUGCUGACAUGGUGAUUGCACAUGCUGACAUGGUGAUUGCACAUGCUGACAUGGUGAUUGCACAUGCUGACAUGGUGAUUGCACAUGCUGACAUGGUGAUUGCACAUACUGACAUGGUGAUUGCACAUACUGACAUGGUGAUUGCACAUACUGACAUGGUGAUUGCACAUACUGACAUGGUGAUUGCACAUACUGACAUGGUGAUUGCACAUGCUGACAUGGUGAUUGCACAUGCUGACAUGGUGAUUGCACAUACUGACAUGGUGAUUGCACAUGCUGACAUGGUGAUUGCACAUGCUGACAUGGUGAUUGCACAUACUGACAUGGUGAUUGCACAUACUGACAUGGUGAUUGCACAUACUGACAUGGUGAUUGCACAUACUGACAUGGUGAUUGCACAUGCUGACAUGGUGAUUGCACAUGCUGACAUGGUGAUUGCACAUGCUGACAUGGUGAUUGCACAUACUGACAUGGUGAUUGCACAUGCUGACAUGGUGAUUGCACAUACUGACAUGGUGAUUGCACAUACUGACAUGGUGAUUGCACAUACUGACAUGGUGAUUGCACAUACUGACAUGGUGAUUGCACAUACUGACAUGGUGAUUGCACAUGCUGACAUGGUGAUUGCACAUGCUGACAUGGUGAUUGCACAUGCUGACAUGGUGAUUGCACAUGCUGACAUGGUGAUUGCACAUACUGACAUGGUGAUUGCACAUACUGACAUGGUGAUUGCACAUACUGACAUGGUGAUUGCACAUACUGACAUGGUGAUUGCACAUACUGACAUGGUGAUUGCACAUACUGACAUGGUGAUUGCACAUACUGACAUGGUGAUUGCACAUACUGACAUGGUGAUUGCACAUACUGACAUGGUGAUUGCACAUACUGACAUGGUGAUUGCACAUACUGACAUGGUGAUUGCACAUACUGACAUGGUGAUUGCACAUACUGACAUGGUGAUUGCACAUACUGACAUGGUGAUUGCACAUACUGACAUGGUGAUUGCACAUACUGACAUGGUGAUUGCACAUACUGACAUGGUGAUUGCACAUACUGACAUGGUGAUUGCACAUACUGACAUGGUGAUUGCACAUACUGACAUGGUGAUUGCACAUACUGACAUGGUGAUUGCACAUACUGACAUGGUGAUUGCACAUACUGACAUGGUGAUUGCACAUACUGACAUGGUGAUUGCACAUACUGACAUGGUGAUUGCACAUACUGACAUGGUGAUUGCACAUACUGACAUGGUGAUUGCACAUACUGACAUGGUGAUUGCACAUACUGACAUGGUGAUUGCACAUACUGACAUGGUGAUUGCACAUACUGACAUGGUGAUUCCACAAACUGACAUGGUGAUUCCACAUGCUGACAUGGUGAUUCCACAUGCUGACAUGGUGAUUCCACAUGCUGACAUGGUGAUUCCACAUGCUGACAUGGUGAUUCCACAUACUGACAUGGUGAUUCCACAUACUGACAUGGUGAUUCCACAUGCUGACAUGGUGAUUCCACAUGCUGACAUGGUGAUUCCACAUACUGACAUGAACCUGCCACGUCAUGGGCCUGACCGGGAGCCCUGCCGCUACAUUGUGAUAGAAGACAUGAAACGAGGCGUGGGAAACAAAAUCACAGCAUACGUGGUCUCGUUCAUCUUGGGUCUUCUCACCCACCGAGCCAUCAUCGCACCGCCGCAAUCCUUCCUCACUCGCCGCUUCUGCAACCCCUUCGCCCACGCCAACACCUCAUGGACCGUCGACUCGCACACCUACGAGUACGUCCUUCCGUAUCACAACUCACAGGUGUACACGACUCGCACGCCCACCCCUGAGAUCAUUCCCUCACAUCGCUCUCACUUGUCAUUGUUGACAGCCAAGGUCCUGAGAACCCGAAUCAGUGCUCCUAAUCAACACCCGGACGCUUAUUACUGCCUUCCCCAUCCACUGCGUCCUCACUGCAGCUUAUUCCUGGGCACAGUGUUUCAGAAGCCACGGCUGCUACUCACCAGCAUGGCAGAGCAGCUGAAGGCAACGCAAGGAGGGGCACGCACGGACCUGCCAUGGCAGGUGGUCAGCAAGGGCGCCGUGUGGAUGGACCUGUAUCGCAAGACGUGGAACAUGUUCUGCAGCGACCUGUGGAGCACUGCUGCUCUCGCGCCCUUCUGGCUGGCCGGCAUCGAUUCUUACACCAUCCCCAGCCUGCACUAUAUCCCAGAGUUCGCUGACCGUCUGCGUGAGUUGUUCCCUGAUGGUCGUGUGUUCACCCACGCAGCGCGCCUCUUAAUGCAUCCAGACAACGAGCUGUGGGCGCAGAUCACCACCGCCUUCCACGCCAACCUCGCCCACUUCUCCCACCGCCUCGGCCUGCAGAUCCGUUCGCCUGAUGGCAUUCACCUGCCCCUCUCUGCUCGCAUCCUCCAGUGUGGGGCUGCUGUCGCUCACUACCUGCCGUAUACUCAGCCGUACUCACAGACCCUGUUGGGGACCAGCAGUAAGGCAGCCUCACAUGCGCCGCACACAACGAUGGGCGUGUUUGUGUCGUCUCUGACAAUGAAGCACAUGUUGGAGCUGCAGGCUCACUACACGCUCCACAUGCCCAUCGGCAACACACUCGUUGCCUUCUGGUCGCUAACGAGUGAGGAGGUGGAGAACAGGGACGAGCAGCACCUCGUUGCCACUGUCAUUGAAAUCUGGCUCCUCAGCUUCUGCGACCGCCUGCUCAUCACGCACCUGUCCUCGUUUGGUCGCGUGGCAGUGGGGCUGGCGGGCAUGGAGGCCUACUCCAUGGCCAUCACGGUCGUCACCAUGCGCCACGUGGACUGGCGCACCUCCCCUGGCCCUGUGUGUGAGCGCGUGCCGUGUGAGCCGUGUGACACCGGCGGUGGCAACGUGAAAUGGUCGGGGUGCAGUUGGGACUUCAAUCUCCGCAGGCUGGCACACGGGUGGGAGCGGCCGGCAGGGUUUGGCUUGUGUGCCGGCUUCCAGUUCGGCCUGCAGGACCUCACCCCCUUGGCGUCCCAACCUCCACAAUAA